This is a messenger RNA of Chaetomium fimeti, 819 nucleotides long. RefSeq lists its product as uncharacterized. Gene Ontology annotation, molecular function: cullin family protein binding; zinc ion binding; ubiquitin protein ligase activity. The transcript is spliced from 5 exons. Gene Ontology annotation, biological process: ubiquitin-dependent protein catabolic process; protein ubiquitination. Bases 244 to 615 code for a protein of 123 amino acids. Gene Ontology annotation, cellular component: nucleus; cullin-RING ubiquitin ligase complex. The record is from RefSeq and is a predicted model, not a curated record. NCBI's taxonomy places the organism in Eukaryota, Fungi, Ascomycota, Sordariomycetes, Sordariales, Chaetomiaceae.
CAAUCCGCCAACAAGGCAACAAACAGCUCGCAAAACUACGACUUUUAAACUAAAAGCUCUCUAUUUAUUAGUCCUGCAAUUUCAAGGGUAAUCCGACGAGAAAGGACUCCAAAGAACCUUGACGUCUAGAUAACAGAACGACCCCGGAGCUCCCUCUCCCAACGGCCACCUGAUUUUACGAGCCGGCAAUUGGCCUCGACACAUCCGCAUCCCUACGUUCCACAUUACCCGACAAUCCUCAGCAUGGCCGACGUCGAGAUGACUGAUGCGCCCACCUCAGCUCCAGCCUCAGCGCCCGUUACCAAGAAGAAGAGCGGCGUCGAUGGCGAGGCUAAGGAAGGAAAGAAGCGGUUUGAGGUGAAGAAGUGGAAUGCGGUAGCCCUCUGGGCGUGGGAUAUUGUCGUCGACAACUGCGCUAUCUGCAGGAACCACAUCAUGGACCUCUGCAUCGAAUGUCAAGCAAACCAGGCGUCGGCUACUAGUGAGGAGUGCACUGUUGCUUGGGGUAUCUGCAAUCACGCAUUUCACUUUCACUGCAUCUCGAGAUGGCUCAAGGCGCGCCAAGUUUGCCCGCUCGACAACAGAGACUGGGAAUUCCAGAAGUAUGGAAGAUAGGCAACGGCAGCUGCUGGGCUCCAAGAAGAUGGGCCACGGAUAUAUCGGGAACAUGGACCGGGUCGAGAUGCGUCGUGGCAUGGCUUUGCGACACGGUCACGCUUGGUCUCAUCCAUAGCACCUAUAAGGAGGGAGAACCGAGCCGGCGACAAAUCACGGUUUCCGGCUCAUUAUGACGUUAUUAUGCAACACUGCCUUCCACAU